UUUUUUUUCAUCAGGAGUAAUGUUGGCGCUCCGUUUUGGAGUCAUCCUUGGAUUUGUUUAAAUACGCGCCUUGGCUGUCAUCUCAUUUCUUCAUUUUACCACCAUGGCAGAUCGCUCGCAAUCUCGAGGACGUGAAUUCCAUUCAUCAGGCAGAGGGGGGCUCGGAAAUAUUCGCCCCUCAUCCACGUCGAGGGACAGGCCUAUUGGCGGCCCCGAUGAUUUUUCCUCGACGAGAGGCAGAGAGCCUACCAUUGAACCCACCAGGAUCUAUUCAACUGGACGUGGAGGUGCUGGUAACAUUCGCUCCCCGUCUCGCGACCACAGGGAGCAUGUAGGACCUAACUCUCACGAGAAAGAGAUUGUCAGAGACCAUGCCAGGGCUGAAAGAGACGCACCGCAAUCCUUCGGUCGGGGAGGCUUAGGAAACAUUUCUCGCUCGCGUUCUCGUGGCCCAGCUCCUGUGGCCCCACCGAACACGCAUUCUCCUGGUCGAGGCAGCAUGGAAGGCGCCGGCCCCAUUUACGAAGAGAAAGAACAGCCACCUCUCGGCCCCCCACGACACUCCGCUGAACAUCCUGCUAAUCAGCCUGGGGGCCAUGAACCUUUUGGCUCUAGGAACCGCUCUGCUUCUCGCGAUCCGGAGCAUCCCGGCUCCUCUAAAGACAGGCACGGUAUUUCCGGCCUGUUGCACAAGGUCACCCAUCCGACCCAUCCUAAUGAACCUCACAAUUGAGCAAGUAGAACACUAUUGAAUCAAGCGAUUAAAGAUAAAUAACUGUAAUCAUAUGUAUGUCUACUUGUAUAAUGCCGUCAAGUGUACAAGAUCUCUUAAAGGAAUUUAUACACUAUUGAACGCCUGAA
Guyanagaster necrorhizus is the source of this 861-nucleotide messenger RNA. RefSeq lists its product as uncharacterized. The transcript has 5 exons. Lineage: Eukaryota; Fungi; Basidiomycota; Agaricomycetes; Agaricales; Physalacriaceae. The record is from RefSeq and is a predicted model, not a curated record. The coding region runs from base 104 to 733 and encodes 209 amino acids.